CUUUUGCAUUAUUUCUUGCUAUCGUCAAUAUUCUGGAUGAAUGUUCAAGCUGUAAAAAUGUACUAUUUACUUGUGAAAGUCGUUAAUAGUUACGUGUCACACUUUCUUUUUAAGGCUUGCUUGUUUGCAUGGGGUUUACCAGUGAUAAUUGUCUCGGUGUCUGCAUUUGUUGACCUUGAUAGCUAUGUGGAUUUUGAAAAGUAUUGUUUUCUGACACUCCAACGUAUGUACUACUCUGUAGCAAUUCCUGUCGCUCUAUCCUUACUUUUCAACACGACCGUAUUCAUUCUGGUUUUGCAUAGUUUAAGGCAGGUCGGAAAAAACAGAACUCAAUCUACCAUAAAAGGAAAGGAAACCAGACUCAGUGGGAUUCAGAUGAUGAGAAUUGGAGUGAGCAUUACAGCAGUUUUCGGCUUAACGUGGUUGAUCGGUUUCUUUUCCAUCGGAGAUGCUUCCGAAGUUAUGCUGUGGAUUUUUUGUAUUCUUAAUUCUUUCCAAGGGUUACUUAUCUUCGUAUUUAUGCGUUGGAAAUAAGGAAUUACCUUCUUACCAGGGGUGGCGCCAGUGGGGGAGGGGAUGGCCGUCCGGGAGAAAAAAAAUUGUAUGUAUUUUCUACAUGUUAGUAGACUCUAAAAUCGAUUAAAUAAGCAUUCUGAAACCCCUAUUUUGUCAAAAUGUUCGGACCACUUUCGAAACCUUUUAAUCAAAGCUCGACCACGCCCACUUUGC
Messenger RNA from Anneissia japonica, 729 nucleotides. RefSeq names its product adhesion G-protein coupled receptor G2-like. The record is from RefSeq and is a predicted model, not a curated record. Gene Ontology annotation, molecular function: G protein-coupled receptor activity. The transcript is spliced from 3 exons. Gene Ontology annotation, biological process: G protein-coupled receptor signaling pathway; cell surface receptor signaling pathway. Gene Ontology annotation, cellular component: membrane. Lineage: Eukaryota; Metazoa; Echinodermata; Crinoidea; Comatulida; Comatulidae. The coding region runs from base 37 to 534 and encodes 165 amino acids.